Lachnellula hyalina is the source of this 882-nucleotide messenger RNA. It is a transcript of the gene dph-5, whose product is annotated as Diphthine methyl ester synthase. Gene Ontology annotation, molecular function: diphthine synthase activity. Gene Ontology annotation, biological process: protein histidyl modification to diphthamide. The transcript is spliced from 3 exons. The record is from RefSeq and is a predicted model, not a curated record. Lineage: Eukaryota; Fungi; Ascomycota; Leotiomycetes; Helotiales; Lachnaceae. The coding region runs from base 1 to 882 and encodes 293 amino acids.
AUGCUAUACUUGGUUGGCCUCGGCCUCUCUGAUGAGACGGAUAUCACAGUCAAGGGACUUGCCAUCGUCAAGAAAGCAUCCCGCGUCUACCUCGAAGCAUAUACAUCCAUCCUCCUAGUCGACAAGAGUAUUCUGGAGCAAUACUAUGGCCGGGAAGUAAUCAUCGCCGAUCGCGAGAUGGUAGAAAGUGCCAGCGACGACAUUCUCCACGAUGCGCAAAACGUCGAUGUAGCGUUCUUAGUCGUCGGAGACCCCUUUGGGGCAACAACACACACCGAUCUCGUCCUCCGCGCGCGCUCCCUCAACAUCCCCAUAGCCACCAUCCCGAACGCAUCAAUCAUGUCCGCCAUCGGCGCAACGGGGCUCCAGCUCUACAACUUCGGGCAGACGGUAUCGAUGGUGUUCUUUACGGAUUCCUGGAAACCGGCGUCGUUCUACGAUCGGAUUCGGGAGAAUCGCACGAUUGGGCUGCAUACGCUUGUUCUGCUGGAUAUCAAGGUCAAGGAACAGAGCUUGGAGAAUAUGGCGAGGGGGAGGAAGGUUUAUGAGGAGCCGAGGUAUAUGACUGUUGGCCAGUGUGCGGCGCAGAUGCUGGAGAUUGAGGAGGUGAAGCGGGAAGAGGGACAAGACCAGGCGGGCGUGUAUACGGAGGAGAGUUUGGCGGUGGGCGUUGCCAGGGUUGGGGGAGACACGGAGAAGUUUGUUAGUGGGACAUUGAAACAGCUUUGUGAUGCCGAUGAGGAGCUGGGUGGGCCAUUGCAUAGUUUGGUGUUGUUAGGGAGGAGAACACAUGAAUUGGAGAGUGAUUAUGUGAGGGAGUUUGCGGUGGACAAGGAGAAUUGGGAUAGGAUUUGGAAGAGGGAUUAUGCGGGGCAGCAAUGA